This is a messenger RNA of Anneissia japonica, 2732 nucleotides long. RefSeq names its product nucleolar MIF4G domain-containing protein 1-like. Bases 172 to 2628 code for a protein of 818 amino acids. Gene Ontology annotation, cellular component: nucleolus. Lineage: Eukaryota; Metazoa; Echinodermata; Crinoidea; Comatulida; Comatulidae. Gene Ontology annotation, molecular function: RNA binding; protein binding. The record is from RefSeq and is a predicted model, not a curated record. Gene Ontology annotation, biological process: ribosomal small subunit biogenesis. The transcript has 15 exons.
ACUUUUCAUCAUAAAGAGUGGAUUUGUUUUGAAAGCGAAAAGAAAAGAAAUUUGCCAUGUGGUAAUCCUCUCUGGGUUGACAGCGUAUCAGAAGUAAGUAACUUGUUAGAUAUCUAUUUCGUUUUAUAACAUGAUAGUUCGGAUCUUUUGAAAACAAUAAGAUUUCUCAGCAUGAAAAUAAAGAAAAAACAGCAACCUCAUAAUUUAAAGCGUUAUAAAAAGUCUGUCAUCAAGUUGCUAGAAAAGAAUGACAAGGACGACCAAACAGAGUCAAACCUACGUGACCCUAGGCUCAGGAAAAAGGUUGGCAAGUCUCGGAAAGACAAGAGAAGAGAGGCAAAGAAAUUGAAGAAGGCUAAAAUCCAUGCAUUCCACUCAAAACACAAGAUACAAUCAACUGAGAAUAAGUCUGAAGAAUUGCAAAGUAUAAAGAAGAAGGGGAAGAAAAAAAAGGAAUCAGGCUCAAAAGAUUUAAACAUUAAAAAGAAGGAAAAAGCAGAACUCUUGAAGAGAACACAUCUGCUUGAGCAAAAUAAAAAAGAAGAAAUGUUAAUUAAAAAGCUUGAAAAAUCUUUGAAGUUCAGAAAGAAAAAGAAAACAAAAGAAAAGCUGUUACCAAUGGUCUUCAAGCAAGAUGGCUUAGAUUAUCUUCUUGAUGUGUGUGAUUCAGAAAAAAUGAAAUCAUUUGAAGAAAGUGAUUUAGAAUCUGAUGAUGAAAUGGAUGAUGAAUGUGUUCUCCAGUCAUUGGAUCAAUCAGAUGAUGACUCGAAUGAUGAACAUAAUUUUCUAGAUGAGUCCCUUGAAAAAGACUCAAAAAGAAUAAAGAAAAACAAGCAACUUGUAAAAAAUUUAGAAUAUAAAGAAUCGGAAAAAACUGAUAAAACAUCAUCUGAUGAGAUCACAGAUGAUGAAUUUGAUUUCAGUGACAAUGAUGACACAGAACAUGUUAAUGAUUGUGCUGAUGAGGAUGUAGAGCAUCUGAAAUCCUUACCGAAAAUGGAUCCAUACGGAAAUGUAAUUGGGGAAACAAAAAGUACUAAGGUGGCUAGUGGAACAUACAUCCCUCCACAAAAACGGGCCCAACUGAUGGGAGAGAGUAGUCAGAAAAAACUUGAGCUUGAAAAGUUACGGAAGCAGGUGAAAGGGUUGAUUAACAGGUUAAGUGAAGCAAAUUUGCAGUGGAUCUGCUCCCAAGUUGAAGACUUGUACCUAAAAAAUAGUCGUAAUGAUAUGAAUGAGACAUUAACCGGCAUAAUUCUAGAGGCUUGUGUAACGCCCUCUCUCACUCCGGAACGCCUUGUGUUAGAGCAUGUUUUAUUAGUGGCCAUAUUACACUCCAGUGUUGGCAGUGAAGUUGGUGCUCAUUUUAUUACCAGUGUUGCCAGACAGUUUUCAACUUUAUAUAGUAGUGGUGGUAACUAUGGAAUUGGGAAGCAAUGUGACAAUGUACUUUUGGUUGUAAGUCACCUGUGUAAUUUCAAGGUUGUUCACUGCACAUUCAUGUAUGACAUCAUUAAGAAACUUGUGAAGUCAUUUACAGAGAGAGAUAUUGAAAUGCUGCUCCUCGUCAUCAGAAGUUGUGGGAUGAGUUUACGUAAAGAUGAUCCAACUGCUCUCAAAGAUAUAAUCUUAGAGAUAACGACUCAAGCCAACUCCUGUUCACAAGAAUUCAAAGAACAAUCCAGAGUAAAGUUCAUGUUGGAGAUCCUGACUGCUGUACGUAACAACAAUCUUCGUAAGAUACCAGGCUACGAUGCAGAGCAUCUAGAGCACCUUAAGAAGCUCUUAAAAGGCAUUGGAAAAGGAUCGUCUGCAGAGAAUAUGUUGACUAUAUCAUUAGAAGACUUGUUAUCAGCUGAUGUGAAUGGUCGCUGGUGGGUGGUCGGUUCCGCUUGGACGGGUCGCCAGUCGUCACAUGACCAAAACUCUAGCACAGAUGUCAUUAACAAGGAAGUCAACCAGAUGAGCUCAAAGAUUAUGGAGUUGUCUAGACAACAGAGAAUGAACACCGACGUCAGAAAGACGAUCUUUGCUGUAAUAAUGACUGCGGAGGACUAUGUUGAUUCUUUUGAGAAGCUGCUUAGACUUGGAUUGAAAUCUGGACAAGAGCGGGAAAUUGUGCAUGUUAUAGUUGACUGUUGUCUCCAGGAACGAGUCUUCAACCCUUAUUAUGCGCACCUGGCUGCCAAGUUCUCUCUUUACGACAGGAAAUAUAGAAUGGGACUUCAGUUUGCAUUUUGGGACAAAUUUAAAAUGUUGGAACAACAGUCAACACAUGCUACCAACAACUUGGCCUUACUCAUUGUCCACCUGCUUGUUGCCAAGGCAAUGUCCAUUUCAGUUUUGAAGGUGGUUGAAUUCAGUGAGAUGGAUAAACCAAUGGUCAGAUUCCUCCGUAAAAUAUUGACGUCUCUCUUAAUGGAAAACUCGGACGAAACCAUCACAACUGUACUUGGCAGUCUCACAGCCUUUCCCAAAUUUAACUUGUUACGGGAAGGCCUCCGGAUAUUUCUCUUCCAUUUCUUAAGAAAAGGAAGAGAGAAGAAUAUCCAAGAUGAUGUCAUGUGGCAAAAAAUGAAAAUUGCAGAACAAGCCUUAUUAGGAAAUGCUAUGAAUAUCCAACUUUAAUAAUAAAACAAAAUCUCUCAAAACAUAUUUGUCUCAUGUCAUAUUAUUUAUUUUACUGUCAUGUUAAAUAAUAAAGAAUAAUAAUGAUAUACGUAUUUUCAUAU